Onthophagus taurus is the source of this 1047-nucleotide messenger RNA. RefSeq names its product CD9 antigen. The record is from RefSeq and is a predicted model, not a curated record. NCBI's taxonomy places the organism in Eukaryota, Metazoa, Arthropoda, Insecta, Coleoptera, Scarabaeidae. Gene Ontology annotation, cellular component: plasma membrane.
UCUUGAAUCAUCUUCCGCGUUUCCGGCGACUGUGAUUCAUCUCGUCUAUCCGAGUUAAUACCAAAAAUAAAUAAAAAAAUUGAGCUGAUUUCGAAAAAAUCGACUUAAAACGUAUUCGAGAUGGGUUUGGGUGCUUGUUUGGGCAUCAUCAAGUACCUUUUGGUCAUCGUUAACUUAAUAUUUUGGAUAACUGGUUUAGCAACCGUAGCUCUCGCAGUAUGGAUGCUUGUCGAUCAAACUUUCUACGUUUCAAUGGCCCAAGAUACAAAUAACUACUACAUAUCGACUUAUCUUCUCCUCGCAGCUGGUGUUUUAUUGGUUAUCGUGGCAUUUUUGGGAUGUUGCGGCGCAUUUAGAGAGAAUUCAUGCCUUUUAGUUUCCUUUUUCUGCUUAUUGUUAAUCAUUCUCGUUGCGGAAAUCGCGGCAGUGAUUUGGGCUCAUAUGCAUGGAGAUACCUUAGAGCCUGUUAUUAGAAAUUUCGUAAAAACAACCGUUCGCGAUGAAUACAGAGAUAACGAGAAUCGCCGUGCUACUUUUGAUGCUAUCCAACACAGGUUACAAUGUUGUGGAGCCGAUGGUCCUUCAGAUUGGAUUGCGGACAAAGAGAUAGCAUUCAAACCUAUUUCCGAUGGGACCAAAUACAACAUUCCGAAAAGUUGUUGCCGCGAAAAUGUCGCCGAAGAAAAAUGCGAAAGCUCGCUUCGAGUUGAUGUUGGGGGUAUAAUAGACCCUAACCUCAUUUACCAAGAGGGGUGUAUCACGAAAGUCGCUGCAUACAUCCGGAAUAACAUCAAUAUCUUCGUGGGAAUUGGAUUUGGAAUAAUGUCUGUUGAAGUUUUGGGGCUCGUGUUCUCUUUAAUUUUAACCUUCGCCAUUAAUAAAGGUGGCAGAUACAAGGCUUAAGUUGAACAUUCGAUGAAUCUGAUAAAUUAUUAUUUUGUUAUCGAUUUUUUAAUUUUUAUAUUUCAUAUUUAAUUUUUCUUGUACAUAAAUCGUUUGGAUCUGAGGAAUUGCGAAUAUUUAAAAGUAAAAAAAAAUGGAAUCUAA